Molecule: messenger RNA, 1183 nt
Organism: Haliotis rubra (blacklip abalone)
Lineage: Eukaryota; Metazoa; Mollusca; Gastropoda; Lepetellida; Haliotidae
Product: UPF0764 protein C16orf89 homolog
Exons: 7
Coding region: 126-1151 (341 amino acids)
Cellular component (GO): cytosol; membrane
Source: RefSeq, a predicted model, not a curated record
AAGCGAUAGGAACAUGCUGACGAGCUCUGGCUUUCAGUGUGGGUUGUAGGUGGAGAUUAUUCCGUUAACCAUCUGCGGAUUCUCAUAAAUAGGUGUGCUCGGAUAAGACUUUGUGGGUUCCUAGAAUGUCUCCGGUUGUACUGUUAGUCUUUACAUUGACGAUCGUCAAUGGGGCCCCGACGAAAGAAAGCCUCCUUCCAAGGGUUAUAGAUGCAGUUGAUCGCGCUAUUAAGUUCUUCAGCUCAGAUUAUAGUAGCAUCAACGUGGAUGGAUUGUUUGGACUUAGGAUUGGUCAAGGACAAAUCAUAGAAGCUCUGGAAGAAUGUGAGUCUAGGUCAUGCUCUCCUGAACUGAAAGACUUAUUACGUCGCUUCCGGUCCGAGCUUGAAGUCACCUGCCAAAAGGCCAUGCCCUACAUCGAACAAGAGAGCCCGGACUACUUCGCCAGAUUUCGUGAAACCAUCUCCAAGCCUUACAUCCUUAAAUACCGUCCAUUUAGGUUCCAUGGAAUGGAAGAUGUAGAGAUCGGCCACAACAAGGAGUAUGAUGAAGAAGAAGGGGAUCGAUGCUACGCCAGGCUGCUUGGAACCUUCCAGGAAAACGACCGGACCAUCCCUCGCUGUAACGUGACCCAGCCGUGCCUUGACCUUGUGACCAAGGGGGACACCAAAAGAUACACCAUCACCCACCAACUGCUCUACUUCAUCGUCGUGGAACAUACUGGGUGUGACGAGAAGCUGAGCGAACAGAGCUCCUCUCUGAGCGCGUCAGGGAUCCGUGAAAUAGAAGACAGAUUCUGUCAGAAGAUAUACAAAGAGGCCAGCAUACUCGCCAAAGAGGGAUCGGUCAACAUAGGAUCUCAGGACCUCUUUCUGGAACAAUCCGUCUUGUGUGGGUCCCUAGGGUAUGAGAAUUUCUUCAAGCCAGGCUACAUUGACAUGGUGCUAAAGAUGCAGGCCCCGGAAGGAUGCUUUACAAUGGGUUUUGAGACAGACAGUGAAAUAUUGGCGACGUUAGAAAGGUUGAGGACGUCAAGAAAGCUCCAGCGAGAACAAGCAAUGAAAGAUGGCUGUCUGUCUCACAAAUCCGGCUUAGGGUUCGGCACACUAGCUCUGUACCUCAGAUACCUUGUAAGGAGCAUGACGAUCUGACGACGUGGGUAUUAAACACACUGGCAGCUAAA